AUGACACUUGUCGCGAUCUUCAGUCUCAGUCUCGACCUACAGUACAUGCCAAAGAGACCGAGACACUUGUCUCGGUCGCUGGUCUCAGUCUCCUGUCUCGGUCUCCUGUCUCUGUCGCGGCGCGAACCGCCACCUUUACAAGUGAAAACAAAUGUCAAGUUGAGUAUAGGCUAUAUUAAUGUCCAGUGCCUGCGCACAAAGCUUAAUCUUGUUGACCUGUUUGCUUGUUCUUAUGCUAUUAGUAUUUUGUGCAUAAGUGAGCAUUGGCUGAAGUCUGAGGAGAUACCAUUCUACAGCUCCAUAGGUGAUUUGGUAUUGGCUAACUCUUUCUGCCGCACAGUGCAUGGUCAUGGUGGUGUUGCUAUCUACGUUAAUAAGGAACUGAAUUUCAAGGAGUUAAAUCUACAAGCUUUUUGUAGGGAGUUCGUAAUUGAAAUUACUGGCAUAGUUCUGACUCAUCAUAGUACUAUUGUUUUGGUUGUGUACCAUACUGGAAAUGAACUUGAAGAGUUCCUGAGUCGAUUGGAUGACUGUCUUGCUUAUAUAGCAAAUUUUAGCAUGCAGAUUAUUGUGAGUGGUGAUUUUAAUAGUCAUUUCAAUUACAGUCUACCAGCGCAGUACAGACUUGAAAAUUUGCUCCGGAGUUUAAACCUAUAUUUUUGCAAUAGACUCCCAACUAGAGGUCCAAAUUGCAUCGACAAUGUUGCAACUAAUUUAAGCAGUGGUGCUUUUGAAGUCAGUGUGGCAAAUCCCCAGGUUGCAGAUCAUCUUGCCAUUGUUGUGAAACUGCUUGUUGGUACACAGGUCGAGAAAGCCACUGAUUGGCAUGCUGAUUAUGAGUUCUGUUACAGAAAAAUCAAUCUAGGUGUUGUUCAUCAUUUCAUUCAAAUUUUCAAAAGUGAGAUUGUGCCCAUUUUACAUGAUGACCAGGUGUCCACUGUAAAAAUUUAUAAAUUUUUCUGUGAAAUUAUCAGUGUUUUUGAUUCUAUUUUUCCAGUCAAGUCAAGAAGUAGCCGGAUGAGCUCUCAUGCCCAAACCAGGAGAGCUAGAAGGAAAAAUGUUGGAGACUGGUUCUCACAUGAAUUGAACAUGUUCAAGUUUGCUGUAUCUCUUCUGUACCAGAAAUAUGAGCUGACUCAGGACAGGAUGGCUAAAGAAGUAGCAUUUAGCAGGUAUUUGAGGGCACGGAAGCUUCUCAAUCAGGAGGUGGACCAAGCAGUUAAGAGGAAAAAUGCUGAUGCUAUACUUGACUCUCAGAACCCAUGUAAAUCGGCCUGGAAGCUCAUUAACAAGUGCAGAGCGUCUACACAGCCUCAAUGUGAUUUCAGUCCAGAUGUUAUGAACAGUCACUAUCUGAACUCCGUGGAGGCCAUUCUUCAACAGAUUCCAGUGACUCAGCCAAAUGGUGUUGGAGAUGUAGAAGCGCAACCCACUGUUUUUUCUGUAUGGAGGAGAGUCUCGAAGAAUGAUGUAUUGAAAAUAGUGACUGCUUUUAAAAAUUCACCUUCUCAGGACAUCUAUGGAUUUACUGUGGCUUUCUUGAAAUCAGUGGUUGAUGAGAUGGCACCUCAUCUUGCCAGUGCCUUUAGUCAGUGUCUUAAACUGGGCUACUUUCCGAAUUGUUUGAAGUUGGGUAAAACUGUACCUAUAUAUAAAAAGAGAGAUGAGAAGGACAAGAAUAACUUCCAACCAAUUAAUGUUACCCCCUUACUCGGAGAAAUCUUAGAGGUUGCCAUGAAGGAUCAGCUAAUGGACCAUCUUGAGAGGAAUAGUUUGCUGUCUGAUAGACAACAUGGCUUUGGAAAGUCCAAGUCCACACAAACCGCCCUGCUGGCCCUGAUCAACGAAGUCAUUGAUGCAUUCGAGAGUGGAGAUUCUGUGGCAGUGAGGCUGUGUGACCUGUCACGUGAUUUUGACUGUGUGUCUCAUGAGCUUCUCCUUGGAAAGUUGAGUCAGUAUGGUAUAAAGGACAUUGUUUCUGACACUUUCAAGUCUUAUCUUUCUGACAGAAGGCAGAUAGUGGAUUUUCGGGGUGCAUCAUCUGGCGAGCUGCAUGUACGGCAUGGGGUACCGCGGGGCUCUGUCCUGAGGCCGGUCCUGUUCAUCCUGCAUAUGAACGAUUUGAGAGUUGGCAGAAGUGAGCUGCUGUUUGCAGAUGACACAACCCUUGUUGGGAGAGGAUCCUCGCCUGCAGCUGCCACCCUUGAGUUGGAGGAGUCCUUUGCUGGUGCAGAACGCUAG
This is a messenger RNA of Nilaparvata lugens (brown planthopper), 2241 nucleotides long. RefSeq lists its product as uncharacterized. The transcript has a single exon. Lineage: Eukaryota; Metazoa; Arthropoda; Insecta; Hemiptera; Delphacidae. The coding region runs from base 1 to 2241 and encodes 746 amino acids. The record is from RefSeq and is a predicted model, not a curated record.